CUUCUUCCUCCUCCUUCCUUCUCUGAAUAGAGAGAGAGAGAUCAGAGAACGAAGGGGGAAAAAUUGAUUAAAAAAAAACCAGAAGAAAAGGAUCGUAAAAAUCGGAGAGAGAGAGAGAGAGAGAUCUGAUUGAUCUGUGUGUGUGGGGGUUGGAAUGAUGUACGUGAGAGCGUUGCCGACGACGGACGUGAACCGGAACACGGAGUGGUUCACGUAUCCAGGGGUGUGGACGACUUACAUCCUCAUCCUCUUCUUCUCAUGGCUCCUCGUUCUAUCCAUCUUCAAUUGCUCCCCUGGCAUGGCCUGGACCAUCGUCCACCUCGCCCAUUUCGCCGCAACGUAUCAUUUGUUUCACUGGAAGAAGGGAACGCCGUUUGGGGAUGAUCAGGGGAUCUACAAUAGGCUGACUUGGUGGGAACAGAUUGACAACGGCAAGCAACUCACUCGCAAUCGCAAGUUCCUCACUCUUGUUCCCGUUGUCUUGUACUUGAUAGCAUCGCACACGACAGACUAUCAGAAUCCCAUGCUGUUUCUGAACACGCUUGCUGUAUUUAUAAUGGUGGUUGCAAAGUUCCCGCACAUGCACAAGGUUCGCAUCUUUGGAAUCAAUGCAGACCAGUGAAAAGCACCAAAUGAGAUAUGUUGUGGUAAAUCAAUAUCUGAUCAUGAGGCCUUGAAAUGGAAAUACAUAUGCCACUUUUGUCUUCUUCUUCUUCUCUUUAGAUUUUUUUUUCUUUUACUUAUUUAUGUAAAAACCAAAUAAGUCAUUCAAGAGUGGGUUUGUAAGUCUGAACCCGUGGUUUAGUGAUUUUUUUUCAAAAAUCAUAUACUAAUACUAAUAUACAUGAUAUACAGUCGACAUAGUCA
Messenger RNA from Brassica rapa (field mustard), 867 nucleotides. RefSeq lists its product as uncharacterized. Gene Ontology annotation, cellular component: endoplasmic reticulum membrane. The record is from RefSeq and is a predicted model, not a curated record. Lineage: Eukaryota; Viridiplantae; Streptophyta; Magnoliopsida; Brassicales; Brassicaceae.